AUGUCACCAACCUACCCUCCUAAACCAUCCUCGCCACCGCCCGUCAUCGAGGAGGACAGCGAAGACGCCAACAGCGAACGCGAGCAUGACCAACCCGCCCCGCUACCUGACUUUAGCAAACGCGGCCCGCGGCGGCGUGCGUCAUCGUCCUCCGCGAACCAAGCUACGGUGGGCGGGGGACGACUGCGCUCUGGAUCCUCGUCGUCUACCAAGGGACCAGUGCCGCCUCUCAAACCACGCAGCUCGUUCUCGAGCGGUGUUGCUGGCCCCUCGAAUCUAGGCAUGCGAUCGCGGCAGCGCGCGUUCUCCGCUGGGGCAGGCGCAGGCUCAGUGAUCACGCGUGGCGGGUCUGCACCGACCAGCGAACCACUCCCGAUCCACAAGGAUGGCGUGACGGUAUUUGAAGGAGUCGAGGUCGUGAACCGCAACAACGGGUUCUCGGACUUGACGCGAAACAUGUCACAACUGUCGCAGAGCAGUAAUCGCACAUUCGCGGACGCCGCGUUCCUCAUGAACAUGCCUGAUUUGAGCCGGGAGCAGACGCGGACGGAGCGUCGCGCGCGUGCGCGAUCAGGAACCGUGACGACAAUGGCGAGUUUGCGCCGCUACGCAUCCGUCUUCUCGGAGGGUAUUGUCGAGGAUGACGAGACGGACGAGAAGGAGGAAGUCGAGGAACUCGUGGGCGUGCAGGUCACCGACGACGGUGAGGAGAUCGUCUACCCCGACGGCGGGUUACAAGCGUGGCUCGUUCUCGCUGGCGGUUUCUGUGCGGCGAUUUGCGCUUUCGGGCUUGCCGGCAGCGUCGGCGCCUUCCAGACCUACUACGCCCAGCACAUGUUGAAGGGCUACUCGUCGUCUACGAUUUCGUGGAUCGGCUCAACCCAGGCCGCCGUGUGUUUCUCCUCCUGCCUCUUCACUGGACCCCUGUUCGAUCGGUACGGCUGCCGUCCCCUCUUGGCCGCCGGCGCUUUCCUCCUCUUCCUUGCCUUCAUCAUCCUCUCCUUCUGUAAGGAAUACUACCAGAUCUUUCUCGUCCACGCGACACUAAUGGCAAUGGGCAUGGACUUCAUGUUCAUCGUCCCCAUGGGCGCCGUGGGACAGUGGUUCUUCCUUCGCCGUGGCCUAGCCUUCGGCAUCCUCAUGAUGGGUAGUAGUGCCGGAGCGAUAAUCUGGCCUGCGAUAGUCGCAAACCUCCCCGAGCGCAUAGGCUUUGCAUGGACCUGCCGCCUAAUUGCCCUCAUAAUCGCCUUCCUCGGAGCGACCUGUACCCUCCUAGUUAAAACCCGCCUCCCGCCACGUCCCCCAGGCCCAUUCUUCAACUUUGCAGAGUUCCGAAAUCCGGCGUAUGCCUUCGUCGCACUCUCCUUCCCAUUCUACGUAUUUGGCUUCUUCUCCUUCCUCACCUUCAUCGGGACUUUCGGCUCCCUCGCCGGACUAGGACCGUUGGCACCAUACCUCUUGAUGAUCACGAACGGCGCGUCAGCGUUUGGACGUCUUGCGGCAGGUAUUGGUGCCGACAAGUUCGGGACAUUCAACGUCGCGAUCGCGGGUAUCGCAGCCAUGACUAUCCUCUCCUUCGCUUGGCUGGCCAUGGACUCGGCAGGACCACUCAUCGCCCUCUGCUGUCUAUAUGGAUUUGCGAGUGGCGCUCCAGUGUCGCUACAGGGCCCGAUGGUUACCGUGUCAGCGACGGAUCCUCGGCAGGCGGGCACCCUUAUCGGGCAGGCGUUAAUGGUCCAGUCCAUCGCGCAACUCACGGGCCCGCCAAUCUUCGGAGCCAUCGUUGGCGCCGGUAGUCCAGCGGAACAACUUUCCCGUUUCCCUCACGCAAUCAUCUUCGGCUCAUGUAUGCUCCUCGUGGCUGGGUGUCUAGUCACCGGAGCCCGGAUGUGCCGCACGCGCGAGCUCUUUGCGAUCAUCUAG
Molecule: messenger RNA, 1923 nt
Organism: Cutaneotrichosporon cavernicola
Lineage: Eukaryota; Fungi; Basidiomycota; Tremellomycetes; Trichosporonales; Trichosporonaceae
Gene: DIB1
Exons: 3
Coding region: 1-1923 (640 amino acids)
Biological process (GO): transmembrane transport
Cellular component (GO): membrane
Molecular function (GO): transmembrane transporter activity
Source: RefSeq, a predicted model, not a curated record